Messenger RNA from Melanaphis sacchari, 2474 nucleotides. RefSeq names its product RING finger and SPRY domain-containing protein 1-like. The record is from RefSeq and is a predicted model, not a curated record. Gene Ontology annotation, molecular function: protein binding; ubiquitin-protein transferase activity. Gene Ontology annotation, cellular component: cytoplasm. The coding region runs from base 616 to 2238 and encodes 540 amino acids. The transcript is spliced from 11 exons. NCBI's taxonomy places the organism in Eukaryota, Metazoa, Arthropoda, Insecta, Hemiptera, Aphididae.
UACUAAUAUAUUAUUUAAUCUUUUUUCAAUGAUAUGUAUACAUACAUAUAUUAUACGCUAUAGUCGUGUCUAUGAAACGUACAAAACAUUAAACAAUUAUCUCGAUACAUAGUGCGUAAUGUUGUACUAAAUACAAACGCACACAUACAUACAAUAUUAUACGUAAACCAGAUACACACACACGCGCGCGCGAUUUAUCGUUUUCCGCAUUUAAUAAUAUGUAUUUUUAUUGUUGUUGACGUAUAUGAUAUUGAAAUUGAACACGCACACACACGAGCGGGCGGGCGCGCGCGGUCGGUUAGCACUCGGCAACGUUAAUGGCGCACUUGACUUUAGUCGGUUCCAACGGCGUCAAUAAUGUUUUUUGAUGUAAACCGCGGCAAUCGCUGCUCGUUGCACAAGAUUAGAAUUCAAUAAUAUUUUGACCAUAGAUAACUGUCGCAGUGUGCAGUGCACCGGAGUCCGGCGAUCGUCUACACGACUAUCUGACGGACGAACAAUAACAAUACUGACAAUUUUACAUUUACCAACAAUAAUAAAAGUGACAAUUUUUUAAAUUUUAUUUUACGUAUUCCUCCUCCCACUAUUGUCGUCAUUUUUGUGGUAACUGUUUUCAUGGGUGCGUUCCAUUGUAAAUCGUGUCAUAACGGCGAAAAUGUGACAAACAUGUUUGGUCAGCAUGGAGCGGAUGGCAGCGAACGAAGACUGUUCAUAUUUGGCAGGAAUCGUAGCCGUAGUGGUUCGGUUAGACAAACUGAUUCGCUUGUGCUUCAGACGUUGAGCAUCAUCAAAAAUUUGGGACUUAUCGAGAAUGGUACAGAAGCUCCAGAAGCAUUGCGUAAGUUACAUUGGGUUGCUGAUGAUGGCGAUGGUUGGAUUCAAGUGGUAUUGUCUAUGAUUCAUGUCAUUCCCCUUGAUGAUCCACUAAGUCCAGCUCUUAUAACUGUUAUUCUUGACGAUUGCCCUCUACCCGACAAAGAUACUGUAAUGAAAUUAUCACAAAUGUUAGAUUUGUCAAAUAAAACUCCUAAACGUAAAACAGUUGACCAACAUCGUAACAUUUGUGUAAUAUUAGGUAUACUUGCUGACAAGUUACCUGGACCUUUAAGUAUUGCUUUAUUAACUAAAGAUACAUUGACUUAUCUUUUUAAUAACAUGGAUUUACAAGUACAUCCAUCAAUUAUAUUAUUUUCAUUAAUUGCACUUGAAAAAUUUGCACAAAUAAGAGAAAACAGAUUUACAAUUGAAACUUUUAUGAAGACUGGACCUUUGGCUAUGUUGUCAAUAUUUGAAAGGUUGACAGGUUCUGAUCAACCAUUUUACGCUCAAGUUGGGUUUUGUGCUGAAUGGCUACUAGACAAUAUAUUUGUGGAUGAUCAAAGAACAUCAUCAUAUUUAAAUGUUUCUAUGGAAGGUGUGAAUGCCAUUUUAAAUCAAGAAGAUGCUAGCGAGUAUUUAAAACUGGGUCCUUCUGGUUUAGAAGCUAGAUGUGAUGCUUGUAGUUUCGAAAGUGUUCGUUGUACAUUCCAAAUCGACAAAGGCACUUGGUACUAUGAAGUUACAAUAUUAACUUCUGGUGUUAUGCAAAUUGGAUGGUCAACUAGAAAUUCAAAAUUCGUUAAUCAUGAAGGUUAUGGUAUAGGUGAUGAUGAAUAUUCAGUAGCCUACGAUGGUUGCAGACAACUAGUAUGGCAUGGCGCUCGAUGUACAAGUUGUGUAUCUGGAAGGCCAUGGCGAGAAGGUGACACAGUUGGUUGCUUAUUACAAGUUGAAAAACCAUCUCCAACUGCAACAUUCUACCUAAAUGGUCAAAUUGUAGCAUUUAAUGAUAAAAUAUUUCAAUAUGCUAAGUCAGAGUUUUUUGCUGCAGCCAGUUUUAUGACAUUUCAACAAAGUCGUUUUAACUUUGGUAGCAAACCAUUCAAAUAUCCACCUAAAGGAGUAAAGUUCAGUAUCAUGAAUGAUUAUGGAACAUUAGAUGAAAAAGAAAAAACAAUUUUACCAAAGCAAAUGAGACUGGGAUUAUUAGGUUUGUUGGGCAAGCAGACAGCUGAUGAAGAUUCAUGUACAAUUUGUUUUGAUCAUAAAGCUGAUGUUAUGUUAUACCCAUGUAAACAUGAAGGUUAUUGUGAAAACUGUGCACAACAACUAACACUUUGUCCAGUUUGUCGUCAAUUAAUCGACAGGUUUCAGGGAAGUAUUCCUGCAACAGCCACAGCAAUAGCCCUAGUCAGUUAAUUUUGAUGUGAUCUCUUCCAUUUUUUUUACAAAUUAUUAUUUAUGGUUAUGUACAUUUAUACAGGGUGUUACAUUCAUUGUUUUCCUGUUUUAUCAUUUAAUUAACAUAAAAACACGAGAAAACACAGUGGGUAACCCUGUAUACAUUACUUUUAUUCUUUUAUAUUAUAAGUCUAUAAACUUUGUGUAUAUUAAACAGAUAAUGAUAUCUUGUAAAAUUACAUUCUUUCAAACAA